This is a messenger RNA of Aspergillus heteromorphus CBS 117.55, 2048 nucleotides long. Its product is annotated as D-arabinono-1,4-lactone oxidase. Gene Ontology annotation, molecular function: D-arabinono-1,4-lactone oxidase activity; FAD binding. The transcript has a single exon. Gene Ontology annotation, cellular component: mitochondrion; membrane. The record is from RefSeq and is a predicted model, not a curated record. The coding region runs from base 153 to 1967 and encodes 604 amino acids. Lineage: Eukaryota; Fungi; Ascomycota; Eurotiomycetes; Eurotiales; Aspergillaceae.
UUCCAACCAAUUCAACUCUGCACUGACUUCUGUGGCCCUCUGUCUGCCCUCCGUCUGACUUGUCCUCUGCCGGCUUCAGCAUGCCUUGAUCUAUCACACGCGAUUGUCUCCUCUCGAUCGGAUCCAUCACAUCCUCCGUGCAUCUGCAGAAAAUGGACCCCGCCGUGCUUCGCGAGGCGACCCGAAUCGACCCCGCCGUGCCCUUCCGCGCGUCCUCCGACCACCUCCAUCACACUUGGGCGCAGACCUUCUUCUCGCGGCCCGAGCUAUACGUGCGCCCGCGCUCCAUCGAUGAGAUCCGCAAGCUGGUCACCCUCGCCCGCCAUUGUCGGCGUCGCCUCGUCACCGUCGGCAGCGGCCACUCCCCCUCCGACCUGACCUGCACCUCCUCCUGGCUGGUGAACCUCGAUGAUUUCAACCGCGUGCUGGAGGUUUCGCCCGAGACGGGCGUCGUGACAAUCGAGGCGGGAAUCCGUCUGCGCGAUCUGGGCGCGCGGCUGGAGGAGCAUGGCUUGACGCUGUCCAAUCUCGGGAGCAUCGACAGUCAGUCGGUCGCCGGGGUCAUCUCGACCGGCACGCAUGGCAGUUCCCUCCAGCAUGGCUUGAUCUCCGAGUGCAUCCUGUCGCUGACUCUGAUGCUGGCUAACGGGCAACUGGUCCGGUGCAGCGCGACCAACAACCCCUCCCUCUUUCGAGCCGCGCUUAUCUCCCUCGGGGCGCUCGGCAUCAUCGUCGAGAUCACUUUACAAGCGGAGCCCACGUUCAAGGUGGCCUGGCGACAGACGCGUCGCCAGCUGUCGAGCGUUCUGAACGAGUGGACGUCGGGACUGUGGACUUCGCACGAGUUCGUCCGGGUGUGGUGGAUGCCUUAUGAGAAGAGUGCGGUGGUUUGGCACGCCGAUAAGACCGACCUGCCCUUGCGACCCCCGCCACGGCUGUUCUAUGGAGAGACCCUCGGGUACCACGUCUAUCACAACCUGCUGGCCCUUGCCAACUACUUCCCUCGGAUCUUGCCGUGGGUGGAGUGGCUUGUCUUUGGCUUGCAGUAUGGCUUCAAGGCGGAGGCCACGGUGACCGAGGCGGUCGAACCCGCUCGCUCGGGUCUUCUCAUGAACUGUCUCUACUCGCAGUUCGUCAACGAGUGGGCGCUGCCGCUGGAAAAGGGCCCCGAGGCCAUCACUCGGCUGUCUGCCUGGCUGAACGGCGACCCGGCGACUGCGCGCAUCCCCUUCUCCGCUGACGGCUUGUAUGUGCAUUGUCCCAUCGAAGUCAGAGUCUCGGACUCUACGCGCAACCAGACCCCUCGCCCCUUCCUCGACCCUACCAGCCCCAACGGUCCGACCCUGUACCUCAACGCGACCCUCUACCGCCCCUACCUGCGGGACCCUCCCUGUAAGGACCAGUACUACGAGGCGUUUGAGUGGCUGAUGCGCGACCUGGGCGCCCGCCCGCAUUGGGCCAAGAACUUCCUGUCCACCCGCGCCGAGCUGAAACAUCUGUAUGGCCCCGACAUGGAUGAAUGGCUAAAGGUCCGCCAGGAUGUGGAUCCCGAUGGCAUGUUCCUUGGGGAAUGGCACUACCGCACCCUCGUCUUGCCUGGCACCAGCAGCGAUGAGUCGGAUCCCUCUUCUACGGUAAUGGCCGCCCUACCGCUUCUCGAGCGCGAAAAGACCCGUCGGAAGGCUGACGUCCGGGGCGCUGGUGACGGCAUGGAAUGGAUUGGGGACAGGCGCUGGGAGACAAAGGAGGAACUAGGAGAUCAGGCUGCUGCUCAUGCUGCUGCUGCUGCUGCUGCUUCUGCUGGGGCUUCCGUGUCCGCGCUAGAGAAGGAGAAAUCCCACCCUUGGCCCGAGGCCUCCAGUCUGAGCCCUCCCACGACAGCAACCAGCGAAGAGAGCUUUGAUCUUCUGGCCAGUGGUGAGGCCAGCAUCGUCCUUCCCGAGUACGACUCGUGGGUGAAGGAAUGAAAUCAGAUGAAAUGAAAGACGGAACGGUUGUUGUUUCGAGGGUAGAUAGCAAACAAAUUCCUUGGUGGGGGGAAAAGGGGG